Suricata suricatta (meerkat) is the source of this 1520-nucleotide messenger RNA. RefSeq names its product G protein-coupled receptor 84 (gene GPR84). NCBI's taxonomy places the organism in Eukaryota, Metazoa, Chordata, Mammalia, Carnivora, Herpestidae. Gene Ontology annotation, cellular component: membrane. Gene Ontology annotation, molecular function: urotensin II receptor activity. The transcript has 2 exons. Gene Ontology annotation, biological process: neuropeptide signaling pathway. The record is from RefSeq and is a predicted model, not a curated record. Bases 118 to 1302 code for a protein of 394 amino acids.
AUAAUAGGAGACACACGACUGUCUUGAAGCCUGACUGUCCACCAGAAAAGACGGUGCAAGGGAGUUCGACUUCUUCCACUGGAGUGAGAAUUGAAGGCUGGGAGACUCGCCUCCGUCAUGUGGAACACCUCUGAAGCCAACUUCUCCUGCUACCAUGAGUCUGUACUGGGCUAUCGUUAUGUUGCAGUUAGCUGGGGGGUGGUGGUGGCCGUGACUGGCACCGUGGGCAACGUGCUCACCCUGCUGGCCUUGGCCAUCCAGCCCAAGCUCCGUACCCGCUUCAACCUGCUCAUCGCCAACCUCACCGUGGCCGAUCUGUUGUACUGCACCCUCCUCCAGCCCUUCUCUGUGGACACCUACCUCCACCUGCACUGGCGCACUGGCGCCACCUUCUGUAGGGUCUUUGGACUCCUCCUCUUUGCAUCCAACUCUGUCUCCAUCCUUACCCUCUGCCUUAUUGCCCUGGCACGCUACCUCCUCAUCGCCCACCCUAAGCUCUUUCCCCAAGUCUUCAGUGCCAAGGGGAUAGCACUGGCCCUGGGGAGUACCUGGGUGGUAGGGGUGGCCAGCUUCGUCCCCCUCUGGCGUAUCUAUAUCUUGGUGCCUGUCGUCUGCACGUGCAGCUUUGACCGAAUCCGAGGCCGGCCCUACACCACCAUCCUCAUGGGCAUCUACUUUGUGCUUGGGCUCAGCAGCGUCGGUGUCUUCUAUUGGCUCAUCCACCGGCAAGUGAAGCGAGCGGCACAGGCGCUGGAUCAGUACAAGCAGUCAAGUAUCCGCUCCAACCAUGUGGCUGGGGCAGAGGAGGCUGUCCCUGGUCGCUUCCAGGAGCUGGACAGUGGGCUGGCACCUGGAAUGCCCAGUGAGGGGGUUUCCUCUGAGCCAGCCAGUGCUGCUACCACCCAGACCCUGGAAGGGGACUCAUCAGAAGUGGAGAACCAGCACAGCAGGGAGGCGGCUCAGCAGGAGGCAGAGAAAAGCCCUCCAGAGGCACCUGCCAAGACCAGGCCAACUAAAAGAGCCCAAAGAACUCAAGACUCCCCAUCAGAGUUUGGGAAAGUGACUCGGAUGUGUUUCGCCGUGUUCCUCUGCUUUGCCCUGAGCUAUAUCCCCUUCUUGCUGCUCAACAUCCUGGACGCCAGGGUCCACGCUCCUCGCGUUCUCCACAUGCUCGCUGCCAACCUCACCUGGCUCAAUGCUUGCAUCAACCCUGUGCUCUAUGCAGCCAUGAACCGUCAGUUCCGCCAAGCCUAUGGCUCCAUCCUAAAACGAGGGCCCCAGAGUUUCCGGAGGCUCCGUUAGAACUGUGUCCCCCAGUCACCAGGAUCCAGGACUGUCUACUCCAGUCUUCACAGAACUAAAGUGGCCAGCUGGUAGGGGAGGGGAUGAAAGUAAGAUCUUCACAGACAACUUCCCCCCACCCCCAAACCAGGCUUCUCCAUCCCUUGAUCAAGGCUUCAGCUCUAGGCUGCCCGAGGUGCUUUCUUAAUUAUUAAUAAAUGAAUUCUAUCCUUUUAGUA